CGCUCAAAUCAGCUCCUGAGUAGGCAGGAAAAAGGGGGCGGGACUUGGGUGCAGCCAAUCAGCCAGGGCGGAACGAAAAGGCGGGAAAAAGAGGAACCAAAAGAAGGCUGAGGUGGCGCCCGCGACCCGAAGGGUAGGGAAGGUGGAAGAAAGAGCCGGCCUCCAGAAGCUGAACCCAGGUGGCCCUGCAGCACACAGACGGUGGCGCCCCACACCCGUGUCCCCGCACUUUGGGGCCAAGGCAGGACAACCUCCGCCAUGCACCUCCCCCCGAGCCUGCAGGACCUGACUAACAGUGAGGCUGUGCGCUUCCUUAGGAGGCCAAAGAGUAUCACACGGAUCCUUGCAGGGGUCUUCUCGUUGGUCAUCUUCUCCUCCCUGCUGACCGAUGGCUACCAGAACAAGACAGACUCUCCCGAGCUCCUCUGUGUCUUCAACGGCAACCAGGCGGCCUGCAGCUUCGCUGUGGGUGCCGGAGUCCUCGCCUUCCUUAGCUGCCUGGUCUUCCUCUCCCUGGAUGCCCGCGAGGCCCACAUGGUCAACCCCCACCUCAAGAUGGCCUUCCGACUCCUGGACAUCAUCGUGGCGGUGCUCUGGGCAAUCACCUGGUUCGUGGGUUUCUGCUUCCUGGCCAACCAGUGGCACCAUUCCUCACCCAAAGAGCUUCUUGUGGGGAGCACCGGCGCUAAGGCGGCCAUCAGCUUUGCUUUCUUCUCCAUCUUUGUCUGGAUAGUCCAGGCCUAUCUGGCAUUCCAGGACCUCCGGAAUGAAGUCCCCGUCCCCUACAAACGCUCUCUGGACGAGAGCGGUGUGGUGCUGACCACCCUUUCCCCGCCGUCCACCUCCAGCUCGGUGAACUUGCCGGCCUCCAACCCUGGUAGCCUGACGUACUCCAGCUCCCCUCUGCCCUCCCACGUGACCACCCCGAAGGGCCCCCGCCUGGCUAUGAUGCCCGACAGCUGAAUGUCCUUGUCCAAAGCAGUAAAGAGAUAUUCUUUCU
Cavia porcellus (domestic guinea pig) is the source of this 1000-nucleotide messenger RNA. RefSeq names its product synaptogyrin 4 (gene Syngr4). The record is from RefSeq and is a predicted model, not a curated record. The transcript has 5 exons. Bases 259 to 963 code for a protein of 234 amino acids. Gene Ontology annotation, cellular component: synaptic vesicle membrane; neuromuscular junction. NCBI's taxonomy places the organism in Eukaryota, Metazoa, Chordata, Mammalia, Rodentia, Caviidae.